GUGCUUUGGAGGAGUUGCUGUGCUCAGCAUCGCUUGUGCGGGCAGACACGCAGCUCUGGCUCGAGAAUGUGGAGAAAACGUCGAACAUUCGUCUUGAUAUGCCGGAUGAAGUGCGCGAGAGAGUUGUGGACGAGUGCGCCAAGCGCCGCCAACCAGCUGAAUCUGUUUUGGACAGCUUGCUGGGUAAAACUGGUGUUGUUUCUGGCUUUGAGUCCAUCCGCCGCCUGAAUGCAGAAUGCUCUGAUUGCAGGGAGGCUGGCAGGUUGUCAGACACUCGACCUGUUGCAACAGGCGAGGCGACGAAAGGAAGUGUAGAGCUCUUCUGCAUCAACGAAGCGAUGUUGGAGAAGCCCAAAGAAGAGAUGGAGAAGUGGACCAGAGAAUUAGAUGCAAUGGCCUAGCAGGGCCUGGUAAUUUGGUCGUGUCACCGCAGCGCAUUUUCCCGCCUUUGCCACCCCUGCUUGAGUGAGCAUGGCGCGGCUUGGCAUUCGCAGUGCUUGCUUCAGUUGCAGACAUCUGCCCCAGCGCUUUUGGGAGUGUGAUGCUUUCGGCGUCUUUGUAUGGGGUCAAGCAUGGCCUGCCUCUUUGAGCAUUUCUGUUGUUUUACUGAAGCUGGAUCAACAUGCUUGAGACUCUUACCUUGUGCCCCCCCCCCC
This is a messenger RNA of Effrenium voratum, 656 nucleotides long. Lineage: Eukaryota; Dinophyceae; Suessiales; Symbiodiniaceae. The record is from the annotation of a GenBank genome assembly.